GGAUUUCAAGUCCAACGCCUUAACCACUCGGCCAUCGCAGCUUGCGAUUGAAAAUCGCCACUUAGCAGCUACCUAUACAAAUAUACAACACUUUAGCUUAUCUCCGACCUUUACCAUACAAAAGUUUGUUAAAAAAAGUAAAUCAAUGGCUACAACUACUGUGAAUGCUGCUAAAGUAGCCGAGGGUGACAAGCUAAUAGCAGAGGCUGAGAAAUGUCUCAAGACCAACUGGCUGAAAUGGAAUGCUGAUCUUGAUGGAGCUGCUCAUGCAUUUGAUAAAGCUGCACUGUGUUUCAGAAAUGCUAAAGCUUUGGAUAAAUCAAAAGAUGCCUAUGAGAGAGCUGCUGAGAUUUACUAUCGGAAUCAUGCUCUAUUCAGUGCUGGCAAGUCUCUAGAGCAAGCUGCCAAUCUAUGCAAGGAGCAAGGGAGAAUGGAGGACAGCUCAGAGUGUCUGGAGCGUGCCAGUGCUAUGUAUCAUGAGAGUGGACAUGCCGACACAGCAGGACAAGUACUUAGGAAAGCCGCAAAACUGGUGGAGGCAAUCUCUCCUCGUAAAGCUGCUCAGUAUUACCUGUCAACAGCAGAGCUUCAUGAGACUGAAGAGAAGUACAGAGAUGCCGCGUCAGCAGUACGCUAUGCAGUCAGCAUGUACACACGUGCCAGAGAGUGAGUUAGUGUGUGGGUGUGUGUGUGUGUG
Halichondria panicea is the source of this 697-nucleotide messenger RNA. RefSeq names its product gamma-soluble NSF attachment protein-like. The transcript is spliced from 7 exons. Gene Ontology annotation, molecular function: soluble NSF attachment protein activity; syntaxin binding. Gene Ontology annotation, biological process: intracellular protein transport. Bases 146 to 670 code for a protein of 174 amino acids. The record is from RefSeq and is a predicted model, not a curated record. NCBI's taxonomy places the organism in Eukaryota, Metazoa, Porifera, Demospongiae, Suberitida, Halichondriidae. Gene Ontology annotation, cellular component: SNARE complex; vacuolar membrane.